UCUCGUUCCACGCUGCACUAUAAUUUCCCUCCCUCCCGAUUCUUUUAACCCACAACCCCCGCGCAAGCCCUCUUUGAUCCGGCGACCCAGAUCUCCGAAAGGACCCCCGAUUCCGGUCGCCUCUCCGGCUGCCGUCUUCCGCCGCUACUGGAUCCGCUCUUCCUCCCGGAAUCCCAACAGGUACAAGGGCUUUUUUCCGUCAGGAUUAUUCCUCGAUAACGACGACCUCUUUUGGGCUCGAGAUCGGGGAAUUCGAGCGGGUUCCUUUACGCCCUUCGGAGCUUUAUAUAGUAGGCGGGCGAUGUCCGGCAGUCGAACUUCUGGGGACCGCCUGGCGCAGCCGUGCGGGCAGAUCCCGCAACCGCUGAAGCAUCAGCACCUACUGUUGUCCUCGCCGAGGCCGUCCUCGCGGGCGGAUAACCACUGCUUUACUGUCGCUGAUGGACAGGCAUCAGGCGCCGAGGUGGCUGAUUCCUUGAUCGUUAACUCGCCUUUAAAGCGAAAGCCUGAACAAGGAGAUAACGAGGCUUCUAAGUUGAGUGAGUGGAAGACUACUUCUGGCUCUCCUGAAGUAGUGAUCAAUCCUCUUGUUAAAAUGACCAAGAAAACAUAUAGCAGAUCCAAGGUAUCCAAGAGCAGUAAGUCAGAUAUCAAAGACUCUCUGCCAAAUGCAGCAGGUUCACCUUCAUGCAAUGCUCUCUCUCUUGUUGGUACUUGCCGUUAUGAUAGCUCUUUAGGACUCUUGACCAAACGAUUUAUCAAUCUACUUAAACAUGCACAAGAUGGCACUCUUGACUUGAAUAAAGCUGCAGAAACACUUGAGGUGCAAAAGAGGCGGAUUUAUGACAUUACUAAUGUGCUUGAAGGGAUAGGAUUGAUAGAAAAGAAUCUCAAAAACAAGAUUCAUUGGACGGGCUUAGAUGAUGCAAUGCCAGGAGAGGUUGAAAAUGAUAUGCCAAUGCUGCAGACAGAAGUUGAAAACCUAGUCUCGCAAGAACGUCAGUUGGAUGAGUGCAUCAGCAAAAUGCAAGAAAGCAUGAGUGUGUUCACUGAAGAAGAAAGUAAUCAAAAGCUGCUUUACCUGACCGAAGAUGACAUCAAAAGACUACCCUGCUUUCAGAAUCAGACACUUAUAGCUAUAAAAGCACCUCAUGGUACCACCCUGGAGGUUCCAGAUCCUGAUGAGGCUUUUGAAUAUCCACAUCAGAGAUACCGAAUUGUCGUACGAAGCACAAUGGGUCCUAUUGAUAUUUACCUUGUAAGUAAAUUUGAAAAGAAUUUUGAGGAGAUGAAUGGUGUUGAGACCCCUUCAAGAACCGAUCAUGUGACAAAUUCACAAUCGCUUGAGACCUCCAUCUUGGCAGUUGCAACAGAUGAGAGCAGAGAUAAGAAAUUGGAAUUUAAAAAUCAAGAUAGUCAGGGAUGCCUUGAUGCAAGUUCUGCAGAGGAUAAUGGCUCUGGUAUGACAAAGAUUGUAGCUUCUGAAAUUGAUACUGAUGCUGACUACUGGCUUCAAUCAGAUUUUGGAGCUAGUAUUACAGAUUUAUGGAACACACCACACGAAUCAUAUUGGAACGGGUUUAGUACAGAUGACUUCAUUACAGGCAGUACUACCCCACCGGAGCAUCAAACUCCAUGUGUAGCUAUUGACCCUCCGACACAUUCUCCACUCAGAUAAAUAUGUAGAGACAGGUAAAAAGGGAUAUAAGACGUCAUUUUGUGGGGAUGAAAGAAGAUUACGCCCAUCAGAAUUCAGGCUAUGAAGCAAUUGAUGAAUCAAAUAACAAACUGAUGAGCUCGUUGCAAUGGCAGCACUCUCAGCUGCCAUAAAUGACCUUCACAGCCCGUAUGUGGGUUAACUUUUACAUCUAACCGCAUCAUUCCUUAAUGGAAUAUCCAAUCUCUAUCAUUUCUAUUUUCAUCCGACUAGUCUGACCUGUAUCUAGUUAGAUGCAUGCAUGUUAAUAGUUUGUGUUCUGUCCAAUCGAUUACAGAGAAGGCAAAUUGGUGAGCAGUUUUCCAGAAAUCCCUGUCCAAUCAUUUGAAAGCUGGCUGGGCGUCUGAUGUGCAUUCGUCAGAAAUCCCUAUGAGCUUGCUUUUGACAAUCUUCAGUCCCAAUUGAGUUUUAGAAAUUGUCAAAAGCUAUAUUAUCUUCUUUAGUUGUACCAAUGUAUCAUAAGCUAGUAUUUUAUUCUUGUACUGAAGCUGUCACACGGGACUGAUAAAUCUUUGUUUAAGAUAAGAAGCUUUAAAUUGGAAUAAUCUUCUAUCGAAUGAUCCA
Molecule: messenger RNA, 2281 nt
Organism: Zingiber officinale
Lineage: Eukaryota; Viridiplantae; Streptophyta; Magnoliopsida; Zingiberales; Zingiberaceae
Product: transcription factor E2FB-like
Exons: 14
Coding region: 302-1678 (458 amino acids)
Biological process (GO): regulation of transcription by RNA polymerase II
Cellular component (GO): RNA polymerase II transcription regulator complex
Molecular function (GO): DNA-binding transcription factor activity, RNA polymerase II-specific; RNA polymerase II cis-regulatory region sequence-specific DNA binding; protein dimerization activity
Source: RefSeq, a predicted model, not a curated record